GCAUCAGAGGCUAGCGUUUGUCAGUUUGAAUUUGUACAGGGAACGUUACUCAUCUCAGUACAAAGUCGUUUAGGCCUUAGCCCUUGAAAAGAAGUGAGACUGAAAAAAAGAAAAUGAGGGAGUGUAUUUCUAUUCAUGUUGGACAAGCUGGUGUGCAGAUUGGAAAUGCAUGUUGGGAGCUGUACUGUUUGGAACAUGGAAUUCAGCCUGAUGGACAGAUGCCAAGUGACAAAACCAUUGGUGGGGGUGACGACUCCUUCAACACGUUCUUCAGCGAAACUGGUGCUGGAAAGCAUGUCCCAAGAGCAGUGUUUGUUGACUUGGAGCCAACUGUUGUCGACGAGGUGAGGACUGGAACAUACCGCCAACUAUUUCAUCCAGAGCAGCUCAUCACUGGAAAAGAAGAUGCUGCUAACAACUACGCCCGAGGUCACUACACCAUUGGCAAAGAGAUCGUUGAUCUAGUGUUGGAUAGGAUUAGGAAACUGGCUGACCAAUGUACUGGACUUCAAGGAUUCCUCAUUUUCCACAGCUUUGGUGGUGGCACUGGUUCUGGAUUUGCUUCCCUUUUGAUGGAAAGGUUGUCAGUUGACUAUGGAAAGAAGUCCAAGCUUGAGUUUGCCAUUUACCCAGCCCCUCAGGUGUCAACAGCUGUAGUUGAACCAUACAACUCUAUCUUGACAACCCAUACAACCCUGGAACACUCCGACUGUGCUUUCAUGGUGGACAAUGAAGCUAUCUAUGAUAUCUGCAGGAGAAAUCUUGACAUUGAACGUCCUACAUAUACCAACUUAAACAGGCUGAUUGGACAAAUUGUCAGCUCAAUCACGGCCUCACUUCGUUUCGACGGUGCCCUAAAUGUAGACCUGACAGAGUUCCAGACAAACUUGGUACCAUACCCGCGUAUUCAUUUCCCUCUGGUGACCUAUGCCCCUGUCAUCUCUGCUGAGAAGGCCUACCAUGAGCAGUUGUCUGUUGCAGAGAUCACCAAUGCCUGCUUCGAGCCAGCUAACCAGAUGGUGAAGUGUGACCCCCGUCACGGAAAAUACAUGGCCUGCUGCAUGUUGUACAGAGGUGAUGUUGUACCAAAAGAUGUCAACGCUGCCAUUGCCACCAUCAAGACCAAGAGGACCAUCCAGUUCGUUGACUGGUGCCCAACAGGAUUCAAGGUUGGAAUCAACUAUCAACCACCCACCGUUGUACCAGGUGGUGAUUUGGCUAAGGUGCAGCGUGCUGUCUGCAUGCUGAGCAACACCACGGCUAUUGCUGAGGCAUGGGCGCGUCUUGACCACAAAUUUGAUUUGAUGUACGCCAAGCGUGCAUUUGUCCACUGGUAUGUGGGAGAGGGUAUGGAAGAAGGAGAGUUUUCCGAGGCUCGUGAGGAUUUAGCUGCCCUUGAGAAGGACUACGAGGAAGUUGGUGUGGACUCUGUUGAGGGAGAAGCUGAGGAGGAGGGAGGCGACGAGUAUUAGACAUGACGUCUCAUCAACCAUGAACGUUUGAUCAGUUCAACAUCGGACCUGAUUAAAUAGGAAGGCAUCCAAAAUCAUUAAAAGACUAUAUUUUAAAGACGUAGGUUCAGACUUUGAUUAUCAAUUUGACACACAAAAUACUUUGAUAUAUAAAUGUGUGCUAUGGUUUUUUUUCUCCCAAAAAAUCCUGUUAAGUUACAAAAAAUAUUUAUUAAAACCAAUUUUUU
Messenger RNA from Mizuhopecten yessoensis (Yesso scallop), 1699 nucleotides. Its product is annotated as tubulin alpha chain, testis-specific. Lineage: Eukaryota; Metazoa; Mollusca; Bivalvia; Pectinida; Pectinidae. The coding region runs from base 114 to 1472 and encodes 452 amino acids. The transcript is spliced from 5 exons. Gene Ontology annotation, molecular function: GTP binding; structural constituent of cytoskeleton. The record is from RefSeq and is a predicted model, not a curated record. Gene Ontology annotation, biological process: mitotic cell cycle; microtubule cytoskeleton organization. Gene Ontology annotation, cellular component: cytoplasm; microtubule.